AUGGCCAGACUAAACGAACCUGCGAUUUCAACAGCCGAAAGCAUCGAAAUGCUUCGAAAGAAGAUGCUACGCCAGAAUAGAGAGCUGGCAAAGCUAAACAACACACGAGCCCUUCGGAUACGCGAGCUCGAAGAAGAAGUUUCACGCGCCCAGAAUGAUAAUCUGGAGCUCCGGAGUCGCAUAAAUGAACUGGAGCAAGAAGCUAGAGAACACGAAGAACGCCAAGAACACACGCUGAAGAUCAGGAAGGCACUCGAGAGCCAACUUACUGAUUGGUGCACCAUUGUUGGGGGUCUGGGGAUGGAACCCCCCAAGAGGCAGUCGCCGCCCAUCGAAAGCGCGUCCAAGACCAGAACCAGUUCCCUCCCUGCACGGAUAAGCCCCUCACAGCGCCGUCUUCGCAAUAUUGCAAACGAUUGCGAGCAACUUGGUCACAUUGCCGAACACAAGGCAUACUCGCGCGAGUCCAUGAACCCUGAACAAAUCCAAGCACUCCGAUUACAGGCAGAUCAAGAAGAAGCUACCAAGCUGCCCUCUCCUUCCCGCCCCGCCCGUCAAGAGCCAGCCAAGGCCGACACACCACCCCGCGAAACCAGAGCACGCAACUUCUCCAGCACCAUCGACUCUUCACCUCUGGUAGUUUCAUCGCCAAAUCUUGAUGAUCUUCAUAUUGGCUCAACGUUAGCCACGAAAACUGUGACCCCGAUGAUUAGAGAAAGCCGAGUUCAUGUUGACCUGACCCCUGACACGCCAAUCGCGCCUCCCACUAAGGCUGGAUCGAAGCGCAAGUUCACCGUGGAAGACUACGCAGCGAGGAGAAAGGCAUUGAUGGCAAAGGAGAAUAAUCGUCCGAGAGUCGAAACGAAGACAAUUUCUGUGCUUGAUAACGCACGUGGCAAGACUCUCAAGGAGCUGACCGCCAUCAGGCGAGAGGAGAAUCGUGCCAAAACCCAGGCCGCGAAAGAAGGAAGGAUGCCACUCGCAAUCAAGAGCACAAACGAUGACAUUCAGUCGCCCAAGAAGCGCAGGACAGUACCUGCCCAUGACAUAUCAGAUGCCGACCUGCCCAAGCCUAGAUUCUUUUUAACCGUCAGGCCCGAGCGACAGCGUGUUCAGGAAGCAGAGGCGCUCGCGGCCAUGAGGUAUAAAGCUAGGCUGGCUGCAGCCGCCGAGGAAUACGUGAGAGAGAACCCAGCGCUUGCGGACGUCACCCAUCUAGAGGAGACUUCUAGACCGAGCCGCAGAAGUCGAGCGGCUAUCAGCUACACCGAACCGAACCUGAGAGACAAAAUGCGACGGCCAAGAAACGAAACUUUUGAUGCGGUCUCCGGCGAGGGCAAGAGCAGACGCUUUAGUCACUCCGAACUCUCUACGCUCGACACCAAGAGGGGGUUGAGCGGUUUGGACGCUUGGACAAAGUUCUCGGUUGCCCACCCCCGCCUGACUGGACUUACCACAGGGAAGAAGCUCACGCCUUUCUGA
Molecule: messenger RNA, 1482 nt
Organism: Cordyceps fumosorosea ARSEF 2679
Lineage: Eukaryota; Fungi; Ascomycota; Sordariomycetes; Hypocreales; Cordycipitaceae
Product: shugoshin
Exons: 5
Coding region: 1-1482 (493 amino acids)
Biological process (GO): meiotic chromosome segregation
Cellular component (GO): chromosome, centromeric region; nucleus
Source: RefSeq, a predicted model, not a curated record